Molecule: messenger RNA, 1478 nt
Organism: Caretta caretta (loggerhead turtle)
Lineage: Eukaryota; Metazoa; Chordata; Testudines; Cheloniidae
Source: RefSeq, a predicted model, not a curated record
AUGGCCAACGUGGUCGUGAAAACCAUCUGGCAGUCGAAGGAAAUCAACGAAGCUGGAGACCCCCCCUCUGGGGCGGAGACCCGAGCCCAGAGCACCCGGGACCUGCUGGGCAAAGCCAGCCCCAAGGCCUUCCCCAGGAAGAAGAAAGCCGUGUCCUUCCAUGGCCCCCCCCCGGCCAGCGAGGCCCCCCCCGGCCGCCUGAACUUAAAGCGCUCCUCAGCCUGCACCAACGUCUCGCUGCUGAACCUGACGGGCGACGACUCCGAGUCCACGGACGACGGGGCCGGGCGGGGGGCCGCCCCCCUCAGCCCCCCCCUGCCCUCCGGGGACCCCGCCUGGUCUGAGGACGACACCGACCCCUCCACCCCACUGGACAUGGUGAACAGCGGUCUGGUGCGCGCCAAGGACUCCGUCACCAGCCUCAAGGAGCGGGCGUCCCGGGUCAACCGGCGGGUGCAGAGCCUCCAGAGCGAAUGCUCGAUGCUGUGUGACAACCUGGAGCGCCGGCGGAGGGAGGCCGAGGACCUGGAGGAGUACUGCACCCAGCUCCAGGAGAGCUGCCGCAAGGUCAGCCAGUCGGUGGAAGACGCUGAGAUCAAGACCAACGCGCUCAAGAAAAGCUCCGUCCUGCUGGAGGAGAAGCUGCGGACGCUGCAGCAGCAGGCGCAGGGCGGGGAGCUCGGCGGGCAGGAACCGGAGCAGCACGUGGCCACGGAGAUCUCCAAGCACAGCCGGGACCCGGCAGGGGGCAGCCCCACAGAUCCCAUCGGCAGCCCGCAGGGGGUGCAGGGCAGGGAGCCGGGCUCUGCGCUGGAGGAAUCCAGGCAGGGGGCCGUGCUGCGGACCAUCGAGCGGCUUGGGGUGCAGUGGCAACGGGGGCACCAGGAGCUCCAGGGGCGGCUGGACGAAGCCUUCAACACGGCGAACUGCACGGCCCAGGCCCUGAGCCAGCUCCGCGCCGACCUCGAGGGGCUGCGGCAGGUCAAGCCGCUGCUGGAGGACGUGGCCCGUCAGCUGGGGAGCCUCAGGGCCCUGGAGCUGCCCGACCGGCCCCCCACCAGCUGUGCCAGCCAGGGCUGCAUCAGUGCCCAGAGCCUGGGGCAGAUGGUGGAGCGCGCGGUGACGCCCCUGCUGGAGGAACUGAGGCAGUGCGGGCUCCCCCCGGCCCCCUGCCCCGCCUGCCAGCGGCUGCAGAACAAGAUCCUGGAGCUGGAGCAGGCCGCCUUGGACACACACGCACGAGCGGAGACCCUGAGCUCCAACUUGCGCCUGGCACAGGACGAAGCCCUGAGAGCCAAGACCUAUGUGGAGCGGGUCCGGCUCAGCCCCCAGGAGAAGCCCCCCGGCCUGGACCCCCUCCAUGCCCGGCUCAGCUCCCUGCAGGCCCAGCUGGCCCAGGACGGGGGGGCCCAGCCUCCGGCGCCGCCUCCACCCCAGCAGCGCUGACUCCCACCGCAGCCACCAAUAAAGCGCCUGCC